GCUGGCAGUGGAGAUUAAAAGUGACUGGAAGUCCCAGGAACCACUGGUCUGCACUUAGAGUCCCAGGCCCCAGUUGCCCUGUGCUCGUCCUUGGAUCUAGUGCCACCCUCUUGAUAUGAGUGCCACUGCGGUAUGUCGAGGCCCCUGCCCCAGGCCUGGGCUGCUGCUUCUGGGCCUGUUGUUUCUUCCAGCCGUGAUUGCCUUCACCAGUGCUAGCCCUGAAGAAGGCGAUGCAGAUCUUCACUGUGUGUGUGUGAAGACCAUCUCCUCUGGGAUCCAUCCUAAGCAUAUCACCACGCUGGAGGUGAUCAAGGCAGGACGCCACUGUGCGGUUCCCCAGCUCAUAGCCACUCUGAAGAAUGGGAGGAAAAUUUGCCUGGACCGGCAAGCACCCUUAUAUAAGAAAGUGAUCAAGAAACUCCUGGAAAGCUAGGUACUAGCUGCCUAAAUCUGCUAUGUGUUACAUGGGAUACUGGAGUUUUGUCUACUUUCAAUCUAACUGCAGUCUUCUGAUAUUUAUGUUAUCCUCUGAGACCUAAAUAAAUGCAUUGAACCAA
Messenger RNA from Mesocricetus auratus (golden hamster), 557 nucleotides. RefSeq names its product platelet factor 4-like. Gene Ontology annotation, biological process: chemokine-mediated signaling pathway; antimicrobial humoral immune response mediated by antimicrobial peptide; cellular response to lipopolysaccharide. NCBI's taxonomy places the organism in Eukaryota, Metazoa, Chordata, Mammalia, Rodentia, Cricetidae. The record is from RefSeq and is a predicted model, not a curated record. The coding region runs from base 116 to 433 and encodes 105 amino acids. Gene Ontology annotation, molecular function: CXCR chemokine receptor binding; chemokine activity. Gene Ontology annotation, cellular component: extracellular region. The transcript has 3 exons.